AUGUGGGCCGCCGGCGUAGGGUGGACGAAGCGCAGGCAGGCUCAGGGGGCCUGCGAAGCCGUCAUGGGCGGCAUGUCCUUUGGGAAGGCGGCCACCUCCUUUGGUGUAGGCCGGGCAUCGGUCGCGACCUGCCUGGCGGGCAACGUGUCCAUGGACGGUAGAGUCGGUCCUGGGAUCGUCCUGAGCGAAGCCGAGGAGAACGCGGUGGAAGACGUUCUGCUGUUCGCCGCUCGCAACGGUCUCUUGUCUGUCUCUGGGCCGGGCUCGGCUGAAAGUUGCGGUGAAACGGCUGUGCGACGACGGUUGUUCGUGGUAGCGGCCUUAUGUAUCGCCUGAGCUGCGGUAGAACAUCUGAUUGGAUAUUUUUAAUUGCAGAACUGUCGAUCGUAGGUUGUCAUGCCGAGUGUUCUGCGAAUACUCUUUGUGGUAGUUCGGUAGAUUGUACACACGUAAGGAUCGCACAACGGACCGUAGGUGUAAGUCGGUACGUUGGUAUGUGGUACGUUGGACACUUGUCCAGUAGGAACGUUCUAGCAUUGUCGCUAGAGGUCGGGCUUACGGGUCAUUGUCGUGUUCGGUGCAUUGCUUUGUGUUCCGAGUGUGCAUCUAUCCGGAGGAGACGUUGGGAGCUGGGAGCAUCACGCUCGCCCCCUGUCCUCACUCCACUUUCCGACCUGUCUCUCCAUACCUAGGUCUCACAAAUACAAUAUUCUUCCCCAGAAACCACUGAGUUACCAACACGCUAUAGCGACAUCAGUCGACUGCUGUACGUCCCCCUGGACUGUGUUCGACGCGAGACUGUGAGGGCGGCUUGAUCAACCGACCUCAUCAUGGCUGAGGAGCGGAGUGACCCUGCGGCAAACCAUCAGGGUGACCCGCAGGGUGUU
Ectocarpus sp. CCAP 1310/34 is the source of this 887-nucleotide messenger RNA. The record is from the annotation of a GenBank genome assembly. Lineage: Eukaryota; Phaeophyceae; Ectocarpales; Ectocarpaceae.